Molecule: messenger RNA, 3631 nt
Organism: Micropterus salmoides (largemouth bass)
Lineage: Eukaryota; Metazoa; Chordata; Actinopteri; Centrarchiformes; Centrarchidae
Product: poly(ADP-ribose) glycohydrolase
Exons: 18
Coding region: 389-2827 (812 amino acids)
Biological process (GO): nucleotide-sugar metabolic process; carbohydrate metabolic process; ATP generation from poly-ADP-D-ribose
Cellular component (GO): cytoplasm; nucleus
Molecular function (GO): poly(ADP-ribose) glycohydrolase activity
Source: RefSeq, a predicted model, not a curated record
AGUCACGCUCUCGCGGAAGUGUUUUGGCGUUGAGCACCGGAGUUGUUGAAAUAUAGUAGUGUUCAUUAACAGUAAAAAGUGACAUUGUAAGUUUUAACAUUGAGACCAACAAAUGGUCUCAUAGCUGAUUCUACUAGAAAGGUCUCUACUAAACUCUACAUAAUUCGUGCUCACGUGACGCUAAACCAGGUUAUUUUUCUGUUGUCAACAGAGCUAACUUGGUUAGCAUGUAAGGUAGAUAAUAAGCUAUGGUUGGCAGCCAGUUGUUUCUACAUAGUCUGUAAGUCUAUUGUUGGGUAACAACUAACUAACUUACGACGUAAGGCAAGCGGCUCAAUAUUAUUACAAUACAAAACGUAAAUUCCUGCAUCAUUAGAUUGGUUCAUGUAUGGCUGCAUAUCAUAUUUUAAGAUUUGCUCACGCAUUGAAGAAAGGACAGGCCAAAAAACAAGUCUGGAUAAAACCAAAUAACACCUCAUUCGUGGUGUCAGCUCAAGUAGUAUUAAUGGCUGCGCUGACAGACUUUGAACCUUUAGCAAAGAGACUCAGGGUUGAAUCCAGUGGCCAAUCAUCCCCUUCAUCCUCUCUAAAAGUCCCAUCUUCAUGUAUUCAGAGCAAAGACAAUGAGACGGUAGAUAAAGGGCAAAACAAGACACAGAUGAAGAUGGAUAUACGGUCAAAGACUGGAGCAGAUGAUUUGCGAGGUGUAAAGACGAAAGGUUACCAUCAAAAGAGCUUCCCCAGACAGCAACAGAAGUUCAGAAAUACUCUUGAACGAUGGUUGGUUAAACCCUCAAAAAACACAUGUACAGCUGAAGAGGAUGCAGAAAUGGCCAAUCACAGUGGCUUUCAAAGCACCUCAGCUGAGUUUCUGGACUGUCAAAAUGAUGAAAAACCUACUCACUUCGACCCGGAUGAUGAAACCCAACCCUUGACAAUGCAAGACCUGGAUGAAGACAAUCCUGAGUCACCAGCCUCCAAGGAUUCUGCAGGGAGUGGGCUUAUGCAUACACCGCCCCACAAUUAUGGGGGAUUAGAAAAACAAGAAAUUAAUACAUGCUCAGCGAGCUCAGAGGACUCUGUCAAACACAAUACCAAAAUAACAGACUUCUUUUCAGGGACCUCACCACCAGGUUUACCUGUGAAGCGUGGCGUGGCAAACAAGUCUCCACAGAAACCAGAUGCAGACAAGGAAACUGCCUCGGCUGUUAUCAAGCCUGAUGUCAAAUGGCUGGGGACGCCAAUCAGUGAGCUAAAGAGAAUGCCUGAAUGUGGAGGACCACUUCCUCCGCUGAAGGAUGUUCCUGGCCAACACACUGUGAUGAUAAGGACAGACCUUCUUCAGAAUGGCAAAGUCCCUGUUCCAUAUCCUGGUAGGUUUAAGGAUACCUGGGAUGAUGUCCAUGUCAAGAUGCCCUGUUCCAGUAGCAACCUGUUUCCUAUCGAAGAUGAGGAAACACGAAAACGGCAGAAUAAGAGUCGGUGGGAAUUGAUCAAGGAAUCUUUAAACAAGAAAUUUACAAGUCUGGAUGAGUUGAAGAAUGCAAUAUUGAAAUACAAUGCUUCACAAGCCAAGAAAUGGGACUUCACUGCAUUACGUUUGUACUGCGUUAAGGUUCUGGAGCCUGAUGCGGCUGAACAUCUGUUUGGCUCCCUGCUGCCAGACAUGGUGCAAUUAGCACUGAGAGCAUCUGAGCUCUGUACCAAGCCGAUACCCCUACUCAAGAGAGGCAUGAACCACUCCAUCACCAUGUCUCAGGAGCAGGUGGCAUGUCUGCUCGCCAACGCCUUCUUUUGCACCUUCCCUCGACGCAACUCCAGAAGUUCUGAGUACUGCAACUACCCUGACAUAAACUUCUUCAGGCUGUUUGAGGGGUCUUCAUCAAAGAAGAUUGAGAAGCUGAAAACUCUGAUGUGCUAUUUCAAAAGUUUCACUGAGGAAAAGCCUACAGGACUUGUAACAUUCACACGAAAAAGCUUGGAUGAACCUCUAAAUUGGAAAAGCUCAGAGACUCUGCUCACAAAGCUCCACAUUACUUCUGAAGGGACCAUUGAGGAUGAUGGUUAUGGAAUGCUUCAGGUUGAUUUUGCCAAUCAGUUUGUGGGAGGAGGAGUAACCAACGCUGGUCUAGUUCAAGAGGAAAUUCGUUUUCUGAUCAACCCCGAGCUCAUUGUUUCUCGCCUCUUCACUGAAGCCCUGGGUCAUAAUGAAUGUCUGAUUAUCACAGGUACACAGCAGUACAGUAAAUACAUAGGCUAUGCUCAGACCUACCAAUGGGGUGGCAGCCAUCAGGACACAACUCCAAGGGAUGGCUGGCAGAGAAAGUGCACAGAGAUUGUGGCCAUUGACGCGCUGCAGUUCAAGAACUUUUUUGAACAGUUUCGCCCAGAGAAAAUCAACCGAGAACUCAAUAAGGCCUACUGUGGCUUUGCUCGUUCUGAGGAUCAACGGCAAAAUCUUGCGGCGGUGGCCACGGGGAAUUGGGGAUGCGGUGUUUUUGGGGGUGACGCACGUCUGAAAGCUCUGCUCCAGAUGCUGGCAGCUGCUGAGGCGGGUAGAGAUGUGGCCUAUUUCACCUUUGGUGACAGCCAGCUCAUGACAGAUGUCCACAACAUGCACUCUUUCCUCUCUCAGAGAAACAUCAGUGUCGGGGAGGUGUACGAUCUCCUGGGGCAGUACCACAGCUCAGUGUGCAAGAGCUGCCUCGGUCGGCGCCCUGAAGUCAGCCUCUACUCCUUCAUCUACCAACAGGUCAGCUCCUCCCUGGCGCCACAAGACUCUGACGGGGGCUUGGCCAGACAACACGUCCCCGCAGACUGCCAUUGAGGUCAGGUGGCUGAUGAGUCACCAUGUUUUACCGUUGGAUACUGAAUUAAAACAUUAUCAGUCUGCCUUUAGCUUCAUUUUUUUAUCUUGCUUUUUGCCUUUUGUUAGACAAACUCCUAAUAAAAAGUGGUGGAUAUACCAAAUACAGUCUCCACCACUGGCGGCCGAAAAUGAAAAUCUAGCAAGCAGAUCUUUUUUCAGAAACAACUGAAUAGCAGAAGGUGAUUAGUUAUGACCCUGUCUGGCGCUGCAGUCCAAACUGUGUCGGUUUUACUACUGUUGGUAAUAUGCCAAUGUAUUGAGCUUCAAUGCGACGCACUCGUGAUUUUAAUGGUGAAACAAAGGUUGCCAUCCAUCUUCUGAGUUUGUCAUGAUGCCUUUUUUUACACCCACACAUAUCCAGCCUAAUUGAAUUGGCUGUCAGAAAUCAAGUUAAAGAAAAAGAAUAACUACAACGAGUUUUGGAAAGCUUGGAGCGGUCUCAGGAAAGCAGUUUGAUUUAAAGAGCAGCCUGGCUCUAUGGGAAAUAAACUCCUACCUUCUGCAUUUAUAGCAAAAUUCUUGUUGCAAUCAUGACUGAAUAUAUCUUUUGGGUUCUUACACAAAACAGUUGCACUAAAAAUAUUAAUUUGAUUACUUUUGUUUCUGUAUUUUACAACUGAUUGCAGUGUAAAUUUGUUAUUUGUAGGCUUUGUUAAUUACUGUCGUAUAGCUACACUUGAAUUAAGUGAUGUUUAUUUUCUGACAGAUUUUGAUUUUCAAGCAGCCUUAAUAAAAUUAGUUUUAUGUAAAUGUAAUAUUCUA